Molecule: messenger RNA, 2745 nt
Organism: Momordica charantia (bitter melon)
Lineage: Eukaryota; Viridiplantae; Streptophyta; Magnoliopsida; Cucurbitales; Cucurbitaceae
Source: RefSeq, a predicted model, not a curated record
AUGGCUGAACAAUAUAAUAAGCGAAACCAAGAAUUGGGACAAGAUUUUGAACGUUUGAAAGAGCAAAUGACUAAGAUUUUGGACCUACUCAUGGCACAGAAAGGAAAAUUAGUGGUAGAAGAACCACACGCUAGCGACGUCGUCAGAGGACUAGAUGAUACCUCACUUUAUGCUCCUGGUUUUACCCCACAGGUACACCCACAUAAUGGCAUGACUACUAUACCUGGUCAGCCAAUUUUUUACACUCAGACGCCCCCAAUGGUUUCAUUUGGGGAAGGAGCAGUUCAAAAUCAAACCUUCAUGGUGUCUGAACAAGUUCACCCUUUGGUGCAACAAAGAAAGGAUAUCAAUGAUCUCAUUAAUAAUCAUGAACUUCGUAACUCAGGGAAAGUCACAGAAAAAGCUGAAAAGAUUGCAUCAAAAGGAAAGUUAGAUUUCCUAGAAGAGCGCCUACAAGCCAUAGAAGGUGCUGACGCAUUCAGAAGCAUAGAUGCAACACAGUUGUGCUUAAUGACUGAUAUUGUUAUCCCUCCAAAAUUUAAGGUACUCGAAUUUGAGAAGUAUGAUGGGACGUCUUGUCCAAGGAGCCAUUUAAUCAUGUAUUGCAAAAAAAUGGCGGCACAUGUUCAUGAAGAGAAGCUUUUGAUACAUUUCAUUCAAGAUAGCUUAUAUGGUCCCGCGUCUCGCUGGUAUAUGGAGCUAGAUACAGCUCAUGUGCAUAAAUGGAAAUAUCGGCAGAUCUUUUUAUCAAGCAAUACAAACACAACCUGGAUAUGGCACCAGAUCGUUUGGAUCUCCAACGAUUUAGAAAAUAAAAGCACAGAGAACUUUAAAGAGUAUGCACAAAGAUGGAGAGAUAUGGCAGCACAGAUUCAACAUCCAUUAACAAACAAAGAACUGACGACCAUGUUCAUAAACACUCUUCGAUCUCCUUAUUAUGACCGAAUGAUCGGAAAUGCUUCCACAGACUUCUCAGAUAUCAUUACUAUCGAAGAAAGAAUCGAGUAUGGAGUGAAAUAUGGAAGGAUCAUGGAUACAACAUCAGACGCCAGCAAAAAAAAAAACUUUAUCCCAAAAAAGAAAGAGGGAGAAGUCCAUGAGAUUAUUUAUGGUAAAAAACCACUUGCUGGAAAUCUGAAGGCUAUACAUUAUCCGGUAGGCGGUAAACCCCACAGGUCUUAUAGUAAGCCGUUAGAUGCUCGUGCUAAUACUUGGGAUUCUAACUUGUCUGAUGUUCAAAGAAGUUACAGAAAUAAUUCAAGAUGCUAUGAUCCAAUCCCCUUAACAUAUAUAGAGUUGCUACCACAAUUGAUUUGGAAUUGGCAAUUUGUUCCAUUAACUAUAGACCUAUGCAGCCAUCAUACCCAAAAUGGUACGAUCAUAAUGCGCGAUGCGAUUACCACUCAGGGGCAGUGGGGCAUUCAACAGAAAGCUGUUACACACUCAAAGGGAAGAAGAGGCCCAGAUGUUACUCAGAAUCCACAUCCUAAUCAUGGCAACCCGACAGUUAAUGUUAUACAUGCUUCAUCAGAAGGGAAAGAGGUUAUUGACUUCGUAUAUCAACAUUUGACGGAUGAUUGUCUGAAUUACAGUGAAACAACAUGUUUAGCAUGGGGGAAUGAUGUAGAAGCCCACUUUGUUAAUAUGGUCACAGAAGAAGAGGCGUCAUCAAAAUAUUCAUUCAAGCUAGAACCAUUGGUGGUUAUUUUUAAAGAACAACCUACAAUCAUUUCAGCCAACUCAUCCAUCCUACAACCUUUAACUAUUCAACUUCCUAGCCCAUAUAAAUACAAGGAUAAUAAAGCAGUACCAUGGCAUUAUGGUUGUCAUACUCUCGACGAAGAAGUCUCCAUCGUGACUAACAUUUCUAGAGUUAGUGGAAUGACCAGAAGUGGAAUAUGCUACAAGCUUGAAACCUUAAAAGCGUCACAAGUCGAUGAGCAGCAUAAAAUUUGGACGGUAAAAGGAAAAGAGAAAGAUUGCCCCGAUCUAGAGGAAAUUUGGGGUGAAGAACCUGUUAUGGCUAAGGGAAGUUCAUUUAAGAAAAUAGUAUCAGAUGAAGAAGCUUCUGAGUUUUUGAAGUUGAUCAAGCACAAUGAAUAUAAAGUGAUCGAACAGUUGCAUCACACACCGGCUUGCAUAUCCAUGUUAUCAAUAUUCAUUAAUUCCAAACCACAUCGCAAGGCUUUAAUGGAUGUUUUGAAUCAAUCUCAUGUGAACUAUGACAUCACAAUUGAAAAGCUGGACGGAAUCGUGGGAAAUAUCACUUCUUCCAAUACUAUUACUUUCAUGGAUGAAGAAAUUCCACCAGAAGGUAGUGGGCAUACUAAAGCACUACACACAGUGGUAAAAUGCAAAGAUCACGCGAUUGCAAAAGUUCUUGUCGAUAAUGGAUCAUCUUUAAAUGUGAUGCCAAUGUAUACGCUACUAAAGUUACCGGUAGAUUCAACUCACAUUAAACACAGUAGUAUGGUUGUGAGAGUUUUUUAUGGAACCCAUAGAGGAGUUGUAGGUGAUAUUGAACUGCCCAUCAAAAUUGGACCUCGUACUUUCAAUGUGACAUUUCAACUGAUGGACAUAAGUCCGACCUAUAGCUGUUUGUUGGGUAGGCCUUGGAUUCACUCAGCAGGAGUUAUUCCAUCGACUUUACAUCAAAGAUUGAAGUUUGUUUUCGAAAACACUUUAAUCUGCAUAUUCGGUCAAAAAGAUUUGCUCGUCACUAAAUCUACUGAUACCCCUAUGUAG